CCCGCGCCCCGCCCGUUACGCCCCGCGCUCCUCUCGCCGCCGCCGGGACGCGCUUUCUGCGCUGAGAUUACCGCUUCGCUGCACUGGCCCCGGCCAUGGCCUUAUCGGACGAGGUGGGGCCCCCGCAAAGAGAAAAUACCCGUUCCUUGACUAUGUGUGGCCAUGUUGGUUUUGAGAGUUUACCAGAUCAGCUGGUUGAUAGAUCCAUUCAGCAAGGCUUCUGCUUUAAUAUUCUGUGUGUGGGGGAGACUGGAAUUGGAAAAUCAACACUGAUUAACACAUUGUUUAACACUAAUUUUGAAGAGCAUGAAUCCUCACAUUUCUGUCCAAAUGUUAGACUUAGAGCACAAACUUAUGAACUUCAGGAAAGCAAUGUUCGGUUGAAACUGACCAUUGUGAAUACAGUGGGAUUUGGUGAUCAAAUAAACAAAGAAGAGAGCUACCAGCCAAUCGUUGACUACAUAGACGCUCAGUUUGAAGCCUAUCUCCAAGAAGAACUGAAGAUCAAGCGCUCUCUCUUCAACUACCAUGAUUCUCGUGUCCAUGUAUGCCUCUACUUCAUCGCCCCAACAGGCCACUCUCUAAGGACACUUGACCUCUUAACCAUGAAGAGCCUGGACAGCAAGGUGAACAUUAUACCAUUGAUUGCCAAGGCAGAUACAAUUUCUAAGAGUGAAUUGCAGAAGUUUAAGAUGAAGCUUAUGAGUGAAUUGGUCAGCAAUGGUGUUCAUAUAUACCAGUUCCCAACAGAUGAUGACUCUACUGCCAAGAUUAAUACUGCAAUGAAUGGACAUUUGCCAUUUGCUGUUGUAGGAAGUAUGGAUGAGGUAAAAGUCGGAAAUAAGAUGGUCAAAGCUCGCCAGUACCCUUGGGGUAUUGUAGAAGUGGAAAAUGAAAAUCACUGUGACUUUGUAAAGCUGCGGGAAAUGCUCAUUUGUACAAACAUGGAGGAUCUGCGGGAGCAGACCCAUAUUAGGCACUAUGAGCUUUACAGGCGUUGUAAACUGGAGGAAAUGGGCUUUACUGAUAUGGGCCCAGAGAACAAGCCCCUCAGUCUUCAAGAGACAUAUGAAGCCAAGAGACAAGAAUUCUAUGGUGAGCGUCAGAGGAAGGAGGAAGAAAUGAAACAGAUGUUUGUGCAGCGAGUAAAGGAGAAAGAAGCUAUAUUGAAAGAAGCUGAAAGAGAGCUACAGGCCAAAUUUGAGCACCUUAAAAGAGUUCACCAGGAAGAAAGAAUGAAACUUGAAGAGAAGAGAAGAGUUUUGGAAGAAGAAACAAUUGCUUUCUCUAAAAAGAAAGCUUCCUAUGAUCUAUUCCAGAACCAGUCAUUUUUGGCAUCAGGUAGCAGCAUUAAGAAGGACAAGGACCGGAAGAACUCCAAUUUCAUGUAACAAGAGUUCCAGAGCACAGAUGGCUAUCACAAGCAAGUUAUUAAAAACUUAUCAUUAUGCUUUGA
This is a messenger RNA of Jaculus jaculus (lesser Egyptian jerboa), 1456 nucleotides long. It is a transcript of the gene Septin10, whose product is annotated as septin 10. Gene Ontology annotation, cellular component: septin ring; cell division site; microtubule cytoskeleton. The record is from RefSeq and is a predicted model, not a curated record. Gene Ontology annotation, molecular function: GTP binding; molecular adaptor activity; GTPase activity. Bases 96 to 1391 code for a protein of 431 amino acids. Lineage: Eukaryota; Metazoa; Chordata; Mammalia; Rodentia; Dipodidae. The transcript is spliced from 10 exons. Gene Ontology annotation, biological process: cytoskeleton-dependent cytokinesis.